UAGUCUGCCUUGGUAUUGAUGAUGGUCCGGCGUCCGCCCAGGCUGGUUAGGUUUCUUACAUUAGGGGUCUUACCGCUGAUUCGCUAAUGCCCGACCUUCAAGUGCCGAGGCAUUUCGAGGGGUCAUCUUACUGACUUCGUCGAGGCUCGCAUCACCUAGCCUACUAAUCAGAUCGCGGAGAGAUUCAAUCAAAGCAUCUCCGUGAUGAAUUGGUUGUCGACUCCUCCAUCACCCAGAGCUUGUGAAUAAGAGACGUGAUUAAAUCUAGAGCUUCUUGCACAAAGGCCGCCGAUCCGCGCAUCCGCCUAGACAUAACGAUACUCAGGGUGUACAUCAAGAAAACCAAGCACACUUCCAACAUGGGCGCGGAAAAUCACAAGGCGGCGUCAGUGACGCUGUUGCACCCGAAGUCUGUCGAGGCGAAGAAGGAGGCCGUCCAUGCACUGGUAUCUCAAGCCUCCUUCUUCCGGCUGCCGGAAAUGGAAUGUCUUGCAUACACUUAUUUUCAACCGGCCACCAGACCCAAAGCCAACCUGGGCAUGGUUCCUUCCGACGAAAAGGACACAUUAGUCGGGGUUGUACAGACAUUUUCCAGUCCCAAAGCAGUCGAACAAGCAGGACAGUACUUCAAGCUGAAGAGUCCCCUCAUCGAAAAGGAGGACCGGACCGUCUGGUACCCAACUGCCGGGUUCGUGGCAAGAAAAGGCGCGAAGGAGACGCCGAAAGCCAAGAUCGUGAUGCUGGCCAAGUUCGUCUCCAAGGAAACAGAAGGCGCGAGGGAUAAGCUGGUUGAAGUCCUCGGGAGUUUCUGUAACUGGGUUGAGGACAACGAGCCGACGACACUCACAUAUUGCGUGAUGACACGACCUGACGCACCUAACGAAGUUCUGCUCUUCGAGAGAUACAAGGAUCUAGGAGCCUUGGGCGUCCACGGAAAGACCGAACAGUUCAAGGCUAUGUUUAAGGGUACUGGUCCCUUUGUACAGGGCAGGAAGACGGUCCUCAGUGAGUGGGAGGAACUCGAUGACUCGUUUGUGAGCAACAAUGCCGGUGGUGCCGGCUUGCAAGCCAAGCUAUGAAGUUUGUCCAUAGGCUCUCGACCCGUAUCUAAUGUGAGUGACGAUGAGAAAUUGAAGACCUUUUCUCCAAGUCUGGGCAUUGCCCCCAGCUUCUCUGGCUGGAGGGACCUUUCGAGUUCACCCUCCCAACGAUCGUACUGUUUGUUGCUUGCACGAUGCUGUUCACUUUGUCUUGGCAAGGCUGGCAGCCCUGGCCCAAGGCUGAGUGCAGUAAUUUCUUCACUUCCUCUACGUUCUCUGAUGCAGUCUACAAGAACAAUAUCAAGAUCACUUUCAUCUGCUUGCUCGGCACAUUUGAACCAUCCCAAUCUGGGCGCCCACAUAAGUUGGCCAAACGCAUUGCGAGGGUGGGAUUCACCUGGGGUCGAGAUGGCGUUGUACUGCACAGCGUGUAUAACAUCAUAAGAUCAAUACC
Exophiala viscosa is the source of this 1494-nucleotide messenger RNA. RefSeq lists its product as uncharacterized. Lineage: Eukaryota; Fungi; Ascomycota; Eurotiomycetes; Chaetothyriales; Herpotrichiellaceae. The transcript is spliced from 5 exons. The coding region runs from base 360 to 1079 and encodes 239 amino acids. The record is from RefSeq and is a predicted model, not a curated record.